UUUGACUCUUUCGUAUUUUCAAGCCUCGAUAUUUUUCAUGGUUUCUUGGUCCAGCAGCUUUAAGGAUAAAGACAAGAUGAUGUUGUUUUUGUUUCCUCUCUUCUACCAUGGUUUAUUUGCAAUGAAACACUCGUUGAUGCACUCUGUCACUGGAUCCUCCGGAGACCCAAACAUCUCAGAGUUUGCAGGUGUUGUAUUGGUUGAUGACACUGAGGCUGUUUACUGUGACAGCAGAAACAAGAUAUUAGAACCAAGACAGGACUGGAUGAAAAAAAUAUUCAGCAAUGACACUCAGCACUUGGCAUUGUACACGAAACAGUGUUUUGAGGAUCAGCCAGACAUCUUCAGAUUCUUGAUUUCUACUUUAAAGCAGCAGUUCAAUCAAAUAGAAGGUGUUCACAUAUUACAGAGAACAGGUGGAUGUGAAUGGAAUGAAAACACUGAUGAAGUGGUUGGUAUGGUACAGUAUGGGUAUAAUGGAGAAGGCUUUCUUGAACUGGAUCUUAAGACACUGACAUGGAUCCCACUGAAACCAGAAGCUGCCAUUAUCAAAAAGGAAUGGGAUACUGACACAAUUGUACUCAAAGACAUUGAAAGCCUCCUCACUAAGGUUUGUCGAGAGUGGCUGAAGAGGUAUUGGAGCUAUGGGAGCAGCUUCCUGCAGAGAACAGUUCUUCCCUCAGUGUCUCUCCUCCAGAAGACUCCCUUCUCUCCAGUCAGCUGCCACGCUACAGGUUUCUAUCCUCACAGAGCCAUGAUGUUCUGGAGGAAAGAUGGAGAGGAGAUCCAUGAAGGUGUGGACCACACAGAGAUCCUCCCCAACAAUGAUGGGACCUUCCAGAUAACUGUUAAUCUGAAUGUUUCAUCACUCACACCAGAAGACUGGAAAAAAUACGAUUGUGUGUUUCAUCUCUCUGGUGUUGUGAACAACACUGUAACCAAAUUACAUAAAAAGGUGAUCAGAACAAACUGGAGUGAAAACAACAGGAUGGAAUUAAUCUCCAUCAUUGUUGUUGUUCCUGUUCUCAUCGCCGUUGCUGCUGUUGGAUUUGUUGUUUACAAAAAGAAGGAAGAAAAAGAAAUUGCACCUCCUCGUGUUAACAUGAAGGAAUUUUCUGAGGCAUUGAACUGAGAUUUGAAACACAGCCCACACAGCGCCAUAUGGGAAGCUAUACACACUUGCGGUUAAACACAUUAAAAGCAAAGAUGUCACAGACUUUGACCUUGGACCCAGGAUUUUGACAGUUUUUUUUCCCCUUGUUUUCUAUUUGAUUUUUAUUCCUUUUGACUUUUUAAACUUAGUUAACCAAUGUUGUUUCUUCUGUGUUGUUCAUUAUUACAACAUAUAAUUAUUAUUAUUACAAUAUUAUUACUAUGUGCAUUCGUAUAUUGUUAAGUCUGUCCUUUAGUUUUGUAUUUGUGGUUAUCUUUUGGUAUUGGAUGAUUCUCCUUGUCACCUCUGUUCUUAGUUAUGUUGGUGGUAAUGUUAGUACCACCAACACAUGGAGGACCACAAGAGCCACGCGCAUCGAAAUAAAGAUUUCUGUGCUUAAAUAAUGAAUUGUAGAAUAAAUUCUGCAUUUGUAAAUUCAUUUUUGAAUUAAAAUUUAAUAAACUGCAUUUCAAAAUCCUUUCUCCAAUUGCA
Messenger RNA from Maylandia zebra (zebra mbuna), 1645 nucleotides. RefSeq names its product major histocompatibility complex class I-related protein 1. Gene Ontology annotation, biological process: immune response. The record is from RefSeq and is a predicted model, not a curated record. NCBI's taxonomy places the organism in Eukaryota, Metazoa, Chordata, Actinopteri, Cichliformes, Cichlidae. Gene Ontology annotation, cellular component: external side of plasma membrane.